Molecule: messenger RNA, 33328 nt
Organism: Podarcis lilfordi (Lilford's wall lizard)
Lineage: Eukaryota; Metazoa; Chordata; Lepidosauria; Squamata; Lacertidae
Source: the annotation of a GenBank genome assembly
GGUGUCGUCACACCCGCCGGUGAUUCCCUAUUGGCUCAACUGAAGAACGCAGGAAUGAGAUUGACAUUCGGGGCUGGCCAAUCGGUGUCCCGGCUUGUCCUCCGCUAACCGCCUGCGUCGGGGAGAUGGUGGCAGGUUUGAAUCCUCUGUAAGCGCUGAAUGAGGAGCGAAAGCAAGGGUGUUGCAGCGGGAAACGAAGGUAGGAGAGCGGAUCUUCCCGUGGGAGGUGAAGGAUGGACUCAGAGAAGAAUAUAUGUCUUGCAUUAUUAUUUUUAUAUUAUGCACAGCUUUCAUUGUAUAGUUUAUGUAUCUGUUUAUCGUGUGUAUGCAUGUAUGUAUAGAUAGAUAUUUAUCUAUUUGAUGUGAUGUUCAGAAGUUUAAGCCUCAUGAAGUUCCAUAGGGCUUACUCCCCAGUAGAAGUGCAUACGUUUGCACUGACGUUCUUCAAUAGAUUUCUAAAAAGAAAGAAAGAAGUUUGCAGGGAAGACUUAACCAUGCACUUCAAUACAUGUCUGCUCAUAAGAAACUCUGGUUGCAUCCAGUGGGGCUUCCUCUCAAGUAAGCGGGGGAAUAGAAUUGCAGCCUUACUUCCAGGUAGGUGUAAAAUCUAAAAUGAAUGGAAAUUUUGAAGCGGUGGGAAACUGCUCCCCGCCCCUCUCCACCUGUCUGGGAAACACAGUUUUUGGAGGGUUCAAAAUGUUGCAUUUUGCAGUACUUGUGGGUUUUGUUUUGUUUUUUGUAAGUGCUCUUUACAUAUCAAAAUAAUAAUAAUAAUAAUAGUUUAUUAUUUAUACCCCGCCCAUCUGGCUGAGUCUCCCCAGCCACUCUGGGCAGCUCCCAAUCAAGUAUUAAAAACAAUACAGCGUUAAAUAUUAAAAACUUCCCUGAACAGGGCUGCCUUCAGAUGUCUUUUAAAGAUAGGAUAGCUACUUAUUUCCUUCACAUCUGAAGGGAGGGUGUUCUACAGGGUGGGCGCCACUACCGAGAAGGCCCUCUGUCUGGUUCCCUGUAACCUUACUUCAAAAGCCACUUUGUCAUUCCAGGAACAUAAAACUAGCUUCCGGGCCCAAUUCAAAGUGCUGAUUUUGACUAUAAGCCUUAAAUGGCUCAUAACCGCAAUGCCUCAAGGUCCACCUUCUCUCCAUAUAAACCGUCCCAGACUCUGCAUUCAUCAUCUGAGGCCCUUCUUCAUGUGCCUCCUCCAUAAGAGGUUUGGAUGGUGGCAACACAAGAACAGGCCUUCUCUGUAGUGGCUCUUCAUCUCUGGAAUGCUCUCCCCAGGGAGAAGCCUGGCACCUUCAUUAUAUAUUUUUACAUUAAGGGUAAAAAUGUAUCUGUUCUGCCUUCUAAUACAGUGGUACCUCUGGUUGUGAAUGGGAUCCAUUCUGGAGGCCUGUUCGCAACAUGAAAAGAGCGCAGCCCGCAGCAGCGCGUCUGUGCACGUGCGGGUUGCGAUUCGCCGCUUCUGCGAGUGACGUCAUUUUGCGUGAGGGGCAAAACCCGGAAGUAACCCUUUCCAGUACUUCCGGGUUGCUGCGGCACGUAACCUGAAAGAACGUAACUUGAGCGGACGUAACAUGAGGUAUGACUGUAACUAUUUGGUUGGUUACCAUAGGUUACCAGGAAAUUUAUGUAGGUAAGUAAGUGCUGGUAGAAAGGGAACCUAUCUGUUUGUCCAGUCUCCUUAGAGACUGGUACUGAGAGUCAUACUGCCUCUGAUCCUGGGUGAAUCAUGUAGACAUCAUGCUUACUAGAAGCCAUUGGUAGACUGAUCUCCCAUGAAUUCGUCAAAUCCCCUUUUAGAAGUUGUCUAAGGGACCAUUGGUUAGUGGGUCAUGCUGCCUUACUCAGAGCAAAAGCAGCAUCAGCUUCUUUUUACAGUGUGUUGAGUCCCUCAUGCGGAGAAUGGCGCUGGGCACCUUUGGAAUGAAGGGCAAGAUAUAAUUGUAAUUAAUAUUAAUCAUUAUACCCAAAAAAGAUACAGUGACAUAUAUAAUCAAAACAAUAUAAGAUCAUAAAAACAUAGUGCCUGGCAAUGGCGUACCUGCAUAGUGGAUCAGCCAAAAUAUGAUGGGGAUCAACUCACCUAGGACUGUCUCAGUCAUCACAGUCACUGCCUCCUUUGCAAGUUAAGCUGCAUCUUAGCUGUUCCUAGGCAGGGGAUUGGGGUUGUGAGGAGCAGUGUAAACCUUAAUUUUCUGCCCUUCUGUCAAUGCCUUCGGGAUGAGUGUUAAUUAUGCCUGCAUUUUUGGUGGUGUAAAUUACACUGAGCUCUGUGAACGGGGCCAGUGAAAUUAAGGGAGUUGGGUGCAGCACAACUUUGUUUAUCCCUCUGCUUGCACACAACACACCCACUUCCUGCCUUGACAACCCCCCUUUUUUGCCCUCCUAAUCAGAGGGGCAGCAGAGCUUUCCUUCAGCCGCCAUCAGUAGAUUUGCCAGGGUAGGUCAUCCAUGCCAGCUUGAGGCCUCUUCAGCUGGGGAGAUACACCACAUCAUUAAAAAAGAAAAUAUUUUAUUAAGAUUUUCCUAUAAUAAAACUGCAACUACAGGAAGUGCAAACGGAAUAAGUAAAGUAUGGAGUGCUCUCUUAAAAGUAAUUCAUGGCCCUUACCACCCACAGAGGACAGUAGUUCUUCCCAGCUCUCACCUGAGAUCUUUCCUUUCUUCUCCCAGCCUCUCACCCAGGGAGACUAUGCAGUCUAUGGACCUUAAUAAAGGCCCCAGACAUAGGACUCCAAAAGGAGAAGAAAAACAAAAGAAAGAAAAAACAAAGGAAAAAGUGAAAUAGAGAAGAAUAAAAAAAGAAGAAGAAAAGAACAACAACAAUUAGCAAAUAAAACACACAACCACAUCCUGAUCUCCCCCAUAUGGCCCAUCUGAAGGUUAGGAUUGCAGCAUGACUUAAAAAUGUUUGCGUACUUGGUUUUUAUUUGUAUAAACCACUUAAAAAUCAGCAUUGACGUUAAGUGGCAUAUAAAUUAGUAAUAAUAACUGAGGGCUCAACCCACGCACCACCUUUCACCUCAGCCUUCGGCUCUGUAGUCUCUGUAGUGAACAAGUAAGACCCCUGCCCCAUGCCACCAGCCCACUUUCUUUUACACACACAUAUAUAUCACCAGUCAACAGUAUAACAAAACAAAUAACAUACAUAAAAGAAAAUAUUUCUAUACAUAAAAAAAUCCUUCCACCUAUAAUGACUUCCACCCACUUUCUAAAUUAGUACAUAACUGAGGAAUAAGACUUACAGACACAGAAUCUAUCCUUUAUUUCAAUCAUAUGGACCAGUCUUUUCCAACCUGGUGCCCUUCCAACAAUUUGGGCUGAUAGGAAUUGUAGUCCGAAACAUUUAGAUUGCACCAGCUUGGCAAAGGCUAGCAGAGAAAUAUUUGUGGACACUCAAAAGGGCAAUGCCUUUAAGGUCAUUAUUUUUCUUUUCUUUUCUCCCCCCCACCCCUUUGUGAAGCCUCCUGUUCCUUAAGGGGUCGGAAUCUGACGAGAUGAGCUGGGCUGUGGAAGAGUGGAAGGAAGGCCUUUCCACAAGAGCCCUUCACAAGAUUCAAGAACUUGAAAGUCAACUUGAGAAGCUCAAAAAAGAGCGGCAGCAAAGGCAGUUUCAGCUGGAGUCUCUGGAGGCUGCUUUGCAAAAGCAGAAGCAGAAGGUAGUAUAACUAUAUAGAUAUAAAUAUAGCACCGAUUUAGGGGACAAUCUGAUAUUGCUAGUAUAUUCUCAUAAUUUUUUCAUUGCUUCAAUUAAAAAGGCACAUACUGGAAAUAUGUAGUAUUUCUGCUUCUAGCAAGUUUUUACGGUUUAAUGACUAGAAGCUGAGAGGGGAAGAGCCACAGUGGCCAGAAUCACCAUGAAUGUCAUAUAUUAUCCUUGGGCGCAACUUAAAAAGGACGACACUAUAAUUUAUGUACAAGGACACUACACUGGCUAGCUUUGGUUUAACACUUAGAUUAGACUUUUCAUAUUCCACUCCAAUGUUAUGUUGAUAUCCCAUUGAAAAACAGUCGGGAUAAAAAUAGUAACUCUUCUCCAGAACUGAUUGACGUGGUUUUUCACAGAACAGCAGUGAAAAUCAUCAUCUUCAUCACUUUUAAUUUGUAUACAGUCUUUCUAACUUACAAUACUCAAGACGGUUUACAAGCUGAAAAAAACAAAGAAUGUACACCUUAUAACAAUCUACUGCAAUACAAAAAUGUGAUAAUAAAACAUAACUUUAAAAUAAGCAACCUACAUCAAGUCAUACUGGGUGUGGCUGUGCACUCUUCCAAUUAGGUGGAAAAUGAAAAAAACGAAGGAGCGACGCUGAAGAGAGAAAACCAGAACCUGAUGGAACUCUGUGACAGCCUAGAGAAAACCAGGCAGAAACUUUCUCAUGAACUUCAGGUGAAAGAAACACAAGUUAGCGUUCAAGAAGGACAACUCCUCUCGAGCAAGAAACAAACUGAAAGGCUUGAACAAGAACUUAAAAGGUGAGGUUCUACGAGCUGAGCUCCUCCCAACCAGGGGUAGCCAUCUUUGCUCUAUUAGAUGCAAGGGGACGCGGCUGGCGCUGUGGUCUAAACCACAGAGCCUAGGGCUUGCUGAUCAGAAGGUCGGCGGUUCGAAGCCCCACGAUGGGUUGAGCUCCUGUUGCUCGGUCCCUGCUCCUGCCAACCUAGCAGUUCGAAAGCAUGUCAAAGUGCAAGUAGAUAAACAGGUACCGCUGUGGCAGAAGGUAAACGGCGUUUCGGUGCGCUGCUCUGGUUUGCCAGAAGUGGCUUAGUCAUGCUGGCCACAUGUCCCGGAAGCUGUACGCCAGCUCCCUUGGCCAGUAAAGCGAGAUGAGCGCCGCAACCCUAGAGUCGGUCACAACUGGACCUAAUGGUCAGGGGUCCCUUUACCUAACUUGCUUCUAAGUGAGUGUGCAAUGGAUUGCUAAGUAAAUUAUUUGAGCUUGGAUCACAGUGAAAUCAUGGCUAACUUGUCCCAACGAUUUUAAUGUGACCUAAGUUCAGCUAAUUUAGUCUGAAUCCAAACUUACAUUUCUUAUUAUUAAGGUAACUUUCUAUGCCUUUAUUUAUUUUUAUUAAAAAAUAGAUACAAAUACGAACUAGAAAGAAGCCAGAAAACUUUUGCUGCUGCAGAUAUAUCUUUCAAUAGUACACCACAGAAGAACUUCGCUGCUCCUUCAACACCAAGUCACAAUGGUAUGCUUUGUUUUUAUCUUAAGAACUUUAUGGAUAGAAUUCCUAGAUGUUUUUUGUACCCAUAUGUUUUUAAAAGUUAACAAUGGUGCAAUCCUGCCCACAUGGCCAACUGUCAUCCAUAUUAUAUGUUAAUUGUGUCCUGUUCAUCUUGAGGGCAAAGUGCCCAGACAGUGACUGUGUUCACAUGUAGUGGUAAACCGAGGUUCUUAAAAAGCAAACACUUUAUAAUUGUGCAUAUAAGCAUUUUCAAACUUCCUGGAAAAUCAAGAAGCCAUUUACAGCAAUAUUGAGGUUUUUAUCAAAAUGCCACAUGAAUAAAACCAAACUUAUUAACGUAACAAAUAAUGCUUAAAACUUACAUUUUAACUUUAGUUUCUUCAUAUCAACGUAUAAUAUAAUCUAUCCCAGUUUCUUAUGUUUUGAAUGCUCUUUAUGUACGGUAUUGCUCAACCGGCCUCCAGACUCCAGUUUUUCUCUAUAAUUUCCUUGUUUCCUUAACAUUAUGUCCAGCUUAACAACUGCUUUUUGCUGUCAAAUAUUUCCAUCUUUCCUCUUUCCCAACUAUCCUUCCUCACUUUUGCAUGCAUAAUUCUGACGAUUGUUAAAUGUGCAACACUUGGAUACCAAUGUUCUUUGUUACUCUUUUUCCUUAACACAAUUCAACAAACAUAAAAUUAGUAAGCCAGGGCUCUUUGCUUAUUACACCACAUUGUGCUGGUGCAUAUAAACAGUUGCUCCUGAUUUGUUCCUCCUCUGGUGUGAGUGGAUGAACAAGCCAGAAGAGGACAGCUUAGCCUUAUGCCUGUACAGUGGUACCUCAGGUUAAGAACUUAAUUCGUUCUGGAGGUCUGUACUGUACUUGGGACAAAAGUUUGUUUUACCCUAACAAACCAUACUUGUUAGCCAGCCUUAACUCCUGGUUGGUUUCUUAUGGAAAAACAAACCACAACCUCAGGUUCAGACAUAACACUAGACUGUUCUCUAUACAGUGGUACCUCGAGUUACAAACGCCUCAGGUUACAAACUCCGCUAACCUGGAAGAGUUACCUCGAGUUGAGAACUUUGCCCCAGGAUGAGAACGGAAAUCGUGUGCCGGCGGCACAGCAGCAGCAAGAGCCCCCAUUACGAAAGCACACCUCUAGUUAAGAACAAUUUCAGGUUAAGAACCGAUUAAGUUCUUAACUAGAGGUAACAGAACAAAUUAAGUUCGUAACUAGAGGCAUCACCUGGUUUGUUUGCCCUAGGGAAUGGCGAAUCUGAGAGCCAGUGUGGUGUAGUGGUUAAGAGCGGUGGACAGGUAAUCUGGUGAACCGGGUUCGAUUCCCCGCUCCUCCACAUGCAGCUGCUGAGUGACCUUGGGCUAGUCACACUUCUCUGAAGUCUCUUAGCCCCACUCACCUCACAGAGUAUUUGUUGUGGGAAAGGAAGGGAAAGGAGAAUGUUAGCCGCUUUGAGACUCCUUCGGGUAGUGAUAAAGCAGGAUAUCAAAUCCAAACUCUUCUCUUCUUCUAGAAAUUGUUUCACGCUACCUUCCAUCAAAUGGGACGCGGGUGGCACUGUGGGUUAAACCACAGAGCCUAGAACUUGCUGAUCAGAAGGUCGGCGUUUCGAAUCCCCGCAACGGGGUGAGCUCCCGUUGCUCAGUCCCUGCUCCUGCCAACCUAGCACUGCAAGUAGAGAAAUAGGUACCGCUGCGGCGGGAAGGUAAACGGCGUUUCCGUGUGCUGCUCUGGCUCGCCAGAGUCAUGCUGGCCACAUGAUCCGGAUGCUGUACACCGGCUCCCUCGGCCAAUAAAGCGAGAUGAGCGCCGCAACCCCAGAGUCGGCCACGACUGGACCUAAUGGUCAGGGGUCCCUUUACCUUUACCUUCACCUUUAACUUCCAUCAGUCCUAGCCAGAAUGACCAAAGGUCAGGGAUGAUAGGAAUUGUAGUCCAGCAAUAUUCCAAACUUGUGAUUUACAAGAUGCCAUUCUUCUAGUUGUCAGGAAGCUCUUGCUUUUUGCACGCUCUGGUUUCUUAAUCCAAGUACUUUAGCUUGCCUCUGUAUGCAGACAGAGCCAUUAUGUAUUGUAAAGGAUGCUCCUUACAUCAGAAUGGCAUGAUUUGCUAGUAUGCCAUGUUGAGAAACAUCACACUUCAGUAUCUUUGUUCUUUUUAUAAGGACACACAGAGACGUAUAACAUUUGCUUCAUAAGCUUAUUGAGAUGUUUAUUUUUUGCACGAACAGAUUCAAAGUUUGAGGAGCUUCAAGUAAAAUACAACAAAGAAACAGAAGAAAGGAGGAGGUUGGAAGCUGAACUGAAGAGCGUGAAGUGUCAAGUAAUGGUAUGAAACAAGGCUUAGAAUGCUGUUAACACAAAUAAUUGGUUCAGAAUAGGAAAGGUGGAGUUUCUCAACCAAAAGAAAGCUAAACAAAAUAGUGAAGCAGCCCACAGUUGACUUUCAGAUUGCAAAACUGUCAUACAGGUUGAAGAAUGAUGAAUGGGUAGAGGUUUUCAUUCUCCUCAUAAAGAACAGUAUUCUAGAGAGUGACCUCUGUUGUUUGUUCCAGCUCUCAGUAGUCAAUUCUUUUUCUCUGAAGAAUCUUCUGUAUUGAGGCCAGUCCAAUUAGGUAAGCAUUUUUUCCCUCUGUUCUUUUGUUUUUAAAAGAAAACAGUCCCCUCGCAUCCUGAAAGUACUAUAAGUCGCAGAGAAAUUGCCCGGCAACAGGCUUCCUCGUCUGUGUUCUCAUGGCAACAAGAGAAAACGCCAAGCCAGCCUUUAUCUAGUAGUCAAGAAACUCCUGUGAGCAGCGGGUCAAUGCCAUCGCAUUUUCCUUGGGAAUCUGGGACAACUCCUAGUCACAAAGACCGGAGAUCGGCAAAGAAAGAGUUCGCCAGCAGUGUCUCAGACAGUUGCAAGGACUCUUCAUUCGUUGACAAGAUGAAAAUCCAGAACCAAGGUAUCUCGCAAAUAUUGUAACAAACUUGAACUCGUUCUUGAACUUUGCAGUUAGUUCGCCUCCUGCAACACAAUGCAACUGAUGUCCUUGCAAUGCUGGCACUACAGUGGUAUAGUAGUGCUCAUUCCAGAUUGCAAAUGCUUGCAUCAGCGAUGGAGAACCUGUGGCCCUCCAGAUGUUGGGUUCCAUUAGCCCAGCCACGAGUUGGGUAUGAUGGGAGUUGGAGUCCAGCUAUAUCUGGGGGUCUACAGGUUCUGCAUCCCUGAGUUACAUGCUUGCACAAGAUCAGGACAUUAAAAGGUGUCCUGCAACCAUUAUUAUUAUUUUUAUUAUUCUAUCUAGAGAACUCAAAAGAAUUUAAGUAUGAUUCCCCCCCAUUUUAUUAUAAAUAUAAAUACUUUACAAAAAAAUAUAUACUUAACAUUACCUUACAUAUAUUACAUACAAAACAUACAACACAUACUUCACCUUCAUCACCCCUUCUACCUACCUACCAACCAAGAUGCGAACAUACUGUGAUUACUGACUUCCAGCCAGUCUCACUGUGUAAUUUUGUCACUCAUUAAAUCUAUGCACAUUUCAUAUUGCUUAUUUUGUUUUUCUUUUGCAAUAAUUACAUCUUUUCUCUCGUCUUAACUUCUCUAUUUAUUAGAGUUAUUCAUACAUCUCUCAGGAGAUUUGUAUUUUCUAUAUAAAUUUUGAGAUAGUCUUUAAAUAUUGACCAAUCUUUAUUGACUCUUUGUAUGGUGUUUCCUCUUAAUCUCCCAGAUAAUUUGCAAGCUGUGAGGACUCCAUCAUUUUUACUAACCAGUCAAUUUUCGUGGGAAUGUUAUUGCUUUUCCAAUUUUUGGCUAUUAUAAUCCUAGCUGCGGUGGUCGCGUAUAUAAAUAUGGGUCGGGCAGUUUUUUAAAUUUCUUGUUGCAUAAUACCAAGUAAGAGAGCCUCAGGUUUUUUGUUAAUGGAGAAUUUAAACAUUUUUAAAAAUUUCAUUGUAAAUAACCUCCCAAAAUUCUCUUAUUUUCUUCCACUCCCACCACAUGUGGAUAAACGUGCCUAUUCCUUCUUCACACCUCCAACACAUAUUUAUGUUAUUUUUAUAUAUCUUUGCCAAUUUGACUGGGGUUAAGUUCUACCUGUAUUGCAUUUUCAUUAUAUUUUCUUUUAAAUUAUUACAUAAAAGUGAACCUAAUAUCUUUUUUUCCAUAAUUGUUCCCAAUCACUCAUAGGUAUAUUAUGCCAGAAUUUAAGUAUGAUUUUUAAGAGGGUUUCAUCGCAGAUGUGUUUACAAAACUAAGCUAACAAUGCAUUUUACAAACUCGUAUGCAGAGAUGAUUUCGAUAUCUCCCUGUAGAGAAGCAAGCAAACUCUGUCCAAGGUAUAUGAAGCAACACUAUAUUAUUCACACUUUUGUGUAUAUACAGAGUUAAGAUCCAGGAUUCAAGAACUGGAACGUAACCUGCAGAUUCAAACACAGGAUUUGAAAUCAACCACGGCUAAACUUCAGGAAACUAAGCUGCAGCUGGAACAUAUAAAAAUGGAGUCGACAGAAAAAGAUAAAGCUCUGAACAAGAGUAGAAACGAAGUAACUAGAAUUAACGCACAACUUGACCAGACCACGAAUCAGGUAAGGUGCUUUCUUAAAUCUUAGACUUUUUAAGAGGCAUUUCCCACAUGUAUGCACAACACUCAUUGUAUAUUUUUGUGGAUCUGAUAUUGGAGAGACAUUCAUAUAAUCUGAUAUCUGCUGAAGCAAUGCUUUUCAGUGGACCUCGGUACUGGUUGUUGUGGAGCAGAACCAUGGAACCAGCCUCCCGACAUUGCCUAUGCAAGCCUGAUGUGGUGGAAUUCAACUUGGUUGUCCAGUCUACCAUCUAAUUACCAUAUUUUUUGCACCAUAGCACUCACUUUUUUCCUCCUAAAAAGUAAGGGGAAAUGUCUGUGCGUGUUAUGGAGGGAAUGCCUACGGGUGGCAUGCCUACGGAUUUUCCUCCUCUAAAAACUACGUGCGUGUUAUGGUCGGGUGCGUGUUAUAGAGCAAAAAAUACGGUAAUCUAGUUUGCUGCCUAAUAUGAUUUUAAAUUUGGGAUUGACUGGCCAACUCUCUCUCUCUCUCUCUCUCUCUCUCUCUCUCUCCCCCCCCCCAACCAACCAACCAACCAAAAAAUAAAAUAAAAUCCUGGCCCUAAUUUUAAGUCUUCCAUUAUGCCAUAUGCUGAAAUAAGUUAUGGCUAUAUCUAUUGAGUUGUUGUUUUUGCUAGUAAGAACUAGCAAAAAAGCAUUUUAACAGCAGCAAUCCUACCUGAGCAGGUGAAACGUAGUCUUUCCCAUUGCUCUGUGAGGGUGACAACUUCCUUACAAUCAUGCUUCACAAUUAUUCAUCUAUAAAUCAUUCAUUCUUAUUUGUUUUAUUCUAGGAUGCUCUACUGUCUCUCCCCCCCCCCUUUCCAGCUAUAAUUUAAUUCAGCUCAUAUCAGUUUCAGAUAUUUCUAACUCGUGUGAUAUUUAAAUUACUCGUUUUAUAGCACACCGCAUCCGAGGAAAAGGUGAAAAGGCUUUCGGAGGAGCUGAACUGCCAGAGACAAAAUUUUGAAAGAGCCCAACACUCUUUGCAACAGAAAAUGAAAGAGAAAGAGAAAGAGUACCAGGAGGUAAAGCCAGGGAAGGGGGAAAUUCUCACAAGUGAAAGGGGGUUGUGGGAGCCCAUGGGUCCCUGGAAGGAUCCUGCUAAUGUUCAGUCCUGCAUCGCACUUCCAUCAGCCCACAUCCACAGGUGAACAGCCUUACUUACAGCUGUGGCGUUUGCCCUCCUAGGUGCCUGACAUCAUACUGGGUCAUAAGGAAAGGGUUAACUAAGUGUAAAAUGAUUAACCAAUAGGAACCCAAGGGGAGGAGUUAGAGUUGUUAAGAAGUCAGUCUGGAGUUAGAGAAGGGAGAGGGAGGAUAAGUCUGUGGGUUGGGCUAGUCUGAUGUGAGAGAGUGAGAGAAUUUGUUAAGAGGAGUCAGUUAAACAGUUGGGAUAAUCAGUUAGAAGGUAUUAGAAAGGUAUAGGCUGGUAAAGGUUAAGAAACUGAGACAAGAAAAAUUAUCUGAAACCAUAAACUUGUUAAUGCUUAUAAAAUAAACUUGUUAAUUUGGUUUAACGUUAACAACUGUCUGGACUCCAUGUGUACCCGAGAGUAACGGGUUGGUGGCAGCGGGGAAGCGAGCACAGUGGUGGCACAGGGAUCAAUAGACCGUCAAAUGUCCGGGGACCCUAUGUGAUCGCCACCACAGCACAAUCCAUUUUCAUGUCUGCUCAGAAGUAAAGCCCCAUUCAGUUGAGUGGGAGUUACUCCCAGGCUGUGUGCACAUAAGACUGCAGCCUUUGUGGUGAACAUAACUUCUAAUGUACUUUGUACAGUUGCAAAGGAAAUUGCUUACACAAAGGUCUGGCGAAAUUGGUUUAGAAAAAUCCUUCCUUUUCUCCUUUGGUAAGGAAAAUAAAAUGUUUGGGGUUGUUGUUUGAUCCUUGGGAUGGGAUGGGAGACAAAAGGGCGUAAUCCAGAGAAGUUGGCAUGCAGUGGUGGUCUUCACACAUAUCACUGGCAAUGAACGAAAGCAAGUUUAUCGGCUUGUUUCUUCAUUUCUUGGGCAUCUUUUGAAAUACCAGGACCAUCAAGGUUUAAAGAAGAUUUGCAUUUCUUUUAAGAAUGAAGACCAGCAGUAAAUUUAAAAAUAUAUAUUCCCAUUUCAAUCCAUGGAAAAAAUGCUUCUUUUUACCUUCUAAAUAAGUGCAUAGGAUUGCAGCUUUAAUCUGCCCUGCUCCUUAAUAUUUCUUUCGUUCCAGCCCCAGAUUUCCUGCCACAAGUUGCAUACCAGCAGAUACAUUUAAUUUCUCUCCUACGUCCUCCAACGUUGCCUACUUAGGCCAGGAUCUGCACACUACUUAAGCUAACAUGCAGGGUGUGCAAUUUCAAUGGAGUUUUUGCCUUCUCCCCCCUUUUUUUUCCUUUGAACUCCUAACCUUCAUGCCAUGUCACAAGCUGCUUUUGAAACUCUUCUGGUUUCCAAAGCAAUUUGCCAUAGGAGGGCAGCUGUUCAAGAAAAACUAAGUCUCUAAAGCUCCACUGGGCUGAUGGUACUAGUUUUACAGGCCAUAGAUGUGAUUCAGUGAAUUGUAUAUGCAAUUGAAUCCUUCCCACCCUUCUUGUCAACAAAAUCAUAAUGAAAAAUACUGAAGUGGAACAGUAGAAAAUAUCUAUUUAUAUAUUCCAAUUUCCUCAUUGUUCCCUUCUUAGUUAAAGGCUCACCAACAAAAAGACAUGCAGGUCUUCAGGGUGCAUAGCAACUGGGAAGUUUCACCCAUUCUUUUUCUUUUUCUUUUCCUUCACCACCUGAGAUCAGGUCAGGAAUAUCUGACAAUUUACCACAUUCCUGGUUUAUAAUCAUUUUGGUUUCCCCCAACGUUGCUGUUUUAGGAAGCGUCUCUCCAGCUCAAUCAGGUGAAAACGAAAUUGCAAGGGGAACUGCAUCAAGCCAAGAACAACUACAAUCUUCUUCAAGCAGAACUCGAGAAAGUAGGUAGUUUUUAAACAUGACUGGUAAAGGGGAGGGAUCCUAGAACUUUACAGAGUCUGAUGGGAUCUUGGAGGUGAGCUUGUGCAGCUCCCUCAGCGCAUGAAUCUUUCAAGUCAAUGACAUUUUUUUAAUAAUAAAAACAAACAAACCAUCCAGUCACUGCUGAAAUAACUCCAGUAAGGGACAGCUCACCACUUCCUGAGGCUGUUUGGUUCACCAAGAGCUCUUUAGUUAAUUAAUUAUUUUAAAUUUAGUGUUUUUAUUACAUUUAUAUCCCACUUUUUCUCCAGGGAGCUCAAGGUGGUGCACAUAUCCCCCUUUGCAUUUUUUUCCUCACAGCAACCCUGUGAGGUAGGCUAGGCUGAGAGAUAGUGAGUGGCCUGAGGUCACCCAAGGAGCUUUAUGGCCGAGUGGGGAUAUGAACCCUGAUCUCCCAGGUCCUGGGCACUAGGCCACCCUGGCUCUCUUAAUGCUGAGCAGAAAUCUGCCUUGGUUCUAGGCCUGCUCUCUGAAGCAACAAGUCUGCUCUGUCUUCUGUCUUCUCCCCUUAGCCUUCUUCAGGCUCAACAAACGUGGCUCUUUCAAACGUUCCUCAUAGGUUUCUAGACCCCCUCCAUCAUCCCAGUUGUUGACCUCUAAAAACAUGCUUCUAAGUGGCCUCUUCUGUCAAUCCCCAGCUGCACUGAGAAUAUUUCCUUAUCGUUUAAUGUCACACGUGGCUGCAAAGUAAAACGUGCCAUCUUUCCCCCUUUAGACCAAGUCUGCAAAGCAGCAAUUGGAAAAAAAGGUUGACGAUUUUUCACAGAAGUUGAGUCGAGCAGACCAGGCUACUCAGGCAAUGCAGCUGAAGGAAAGCGAACUGAAAAAAGCCUGUGAGGUAAACAGAAUUACAGGAAUAAUUGCAUAUUUACGACCCAUGGCCUGGUGUCGCUGAGGUGAAUCCCACUUGCCCUUUCAGUUCUGGCAAAGAAGAGAUAUAUUUAGGAGCAGGACACUGCAUGACCCAUCAACUGCACAGUUAACAAUAUCACUGUGACCUGGCCCAGAGCAGUCAGACUGGCUGCCAGCCCCGAUCUGCAAGCCAGAGAGAGCGCGAGUGUUAGUGGUGAGAGAUAAUGGAGGUUUUUGCCUUAUGACCGUGUAUCGACCAUCAGCCAAUAUAUAUUUGAACUUGCAAGCUGCAGCGAAGGGCCUGGUUAGGUGAAGGGUACUGUUCCUGCAAAGUUGAAAUUAUUUAGCCACUUCCACUGUAGCCCUGUGAAACACAGCCCAAGGUUUUCCAUAGGCGUCCCCUCCAAUCCUCUGGAGAGACUUUUCAAAAGGUGGCAUCAAGGAGGCUUUUGUGAGGUAUCUUCUGCCCUCGUUACUGUGCAUUCAGCCAAACGAGGCAAGCUGCAGGUCCGUCUUGGAAACGCCUGUGACUGCUUCCCAUCCAGUGAAAUGCAGCAGACUCGAUUGCUGCUGCAGAGCCUCUGGUCCAUGCAAUGCCCAGGCUCCCAGACUGGCUGAGGUUUUGCCAGACCCCCGGCUCCCUAAGCUGUUAUUGGGGAGGGGGGGUGACCCUGCAGGGCCCCAUCAUUAAUAAGAGGCUCCGGCAAACGUUAACGGAGCCUACAGCUCCUUGCACCUGUUAUCUCAAAAGAGUGAUGUGCAAAGCUGUCAACUUUUCCCUUUUCUUGCGAGGAAUCCUAUUUGGAAUAAGGGAAUUUCCCUUUAAAAAAGGGAAACGUUGACGGCUAUGGUGAUGUGCCUGCUGGUAGCAUCGCUGGGAGAACUGGGAUGUGGGAGGAGAAAAGCCAAGCCGGGUGUGUGGAAUAAAAGAGUAUCUCGUUGCUUCCUUGCGCACAGUUUGAUUCUGAAGGCCAGAGCUCGUGUCUUCUGUCAAAGUCCCGUGAGCUUAUUGGUCCAGCCCCUAAUGAUAAUCACACAGGAUGCAAAGCCCCAUUGCUCUCUGCAUCCGUUUAAGCCACUUGACCGUGAUCGUAUUCCAGCAGCGCUUUUUAAAUCGCCGGCUAAUGGUCCUUAUGCUUGUGCUUAAAACUGUUAAGGAGCCUUUAACUGCAGGAUGCUCAUUACGCGCUGCGCAUCCAAAAAAAAGUCAGAAAAACCCUGAGCUUUUGCAUUUGGGCACUUGUGUGGGAAACGUUGGCGCUGCAGUUUGCCUCUUCUCUUUCUUAUGGGAGCUGAGCGGGGGUUGCGGCACGGGGCGUGCGGGGAGGACGGGCGAUGAGCAGAAGCAACAACAAGUUUAAUCUUGCUCUCGGGCUGAUUUGCUUAAAUAGCUGGAAAUACAGACCUGCUUUGCCAGCAAAUUUCCAGCUUAUGCUUCCCAUCCUGGUUGUCCCUUCUCUUAAAUUUGGCUUUGGUGCGUUUGGUGCCCAUCUGCUAGUAGUAACUAGAUGGAUAAUUGAGGGCUCGAGACCAACAAAGCCCUGCCAAUGCCAUCUGUUAUCUUAGCGGCUCAGGAGUGGGCGGUAUGUGUUUGUACGUGCCAUUUUCUUUAGGAACUGGCUUUUUAUUUUUGCUUCCCAAGGGAGAGUGAGUUAUGAUGACAGGGGCCAGUUCUUUUUUCCUUUAAUGCUUUCAAGGUUCAGUGCAGAGUGCUCCAAAUUGUUUCACACUCCUUCCUGGGGAAGAGUUUAGAUGCAAGGCGAUUGUGUGUUUAGGAUCUACUGUGCAGGAGGGCGGCUAGCUUUUGAUUUAUCUAUCUGCGAGAUACCUGCUUUCUGCAGAAAAGACUUGGCCCCGAAGCCUCCAUGAGUUCUAACCCUGUCUCUGAUAGCAGUUUUAACUCAGAGACCUUUGGCUGCAGAGUUUCCCUCUUCCAUUAAGCACUAAAGGGGCCGUGAUUGGGUUGUGGUUCUCUGAUACUCCCCCCCCCUCUUUUUGACCUGCAACACCCCCUUGUCCUGGCAUAAUUUAUAACAGGCUAGAGGUUUCCUUACUUAGCAUAUGCCGCUUGGCAGCUGCUUAGAGUGCACUGCCUGUCAGCUGUAGCCUGCCAGUGUGAUAAUAUUUCUGCUGCCGUUCUCUUGGUGUAUAAGAAAUGAUAGGGCAGUUGUCAACCGAUAACUCACACUUGAUGGAGGAGAAGGUUAUUUGCGUUUGUGGAAAAGUGUGGUGGAAUUGGGCUACCAGACCAAACAUGGCUUCUUUUCAGAAGCCCUCUAAGCCAGAAAGUAUAUAGCAUAAAUGUUUCCCACAGCUGAAUUGCUCAGAUGUGUGCAGAACCGCUAGAUGUCAGGAAUUCUUCAUUCUCUUUUGCAUCUUUUUUAUCUACUUAGUUCAGAUAGAAGAGAGUAAAGGUAAAAGGACCCCUGACAAUUAAGACCAGUCACAAAUGACUCUGGGGUUGUGGCGCUCAUCUCGCUUUAAAGGCCAAGGGACCCAAUGUUUGUCCGCAGACAGUUUUUCCGGGUCAUGUGGCCAGCAUGAAUAAGCCGCUUCUGACAAACCAGAGCAGCGCAUGGAAAUGCCGUUUACCUUCCCGCUGGAGUGGUACCUAUUUAUCUACUUGCACUUUGAUGUUCUCACCCCAUUGCGGGGAUUCGAACUGCCGACAUUUCAAUUGGCAAGCUCAAGCUGCACAGUGGUUUAAUCCACAGGGAGAAGCCUUAUAUUUCAGUGAAUAAUGUCUUGAACUAUUUGUAAAAUUAUGGUCCCGAUGUUGUGCAGUUGUCUUUGUAUUAUAUCUGUAACACAUUUUUGUGGGGGUUUUUUUUCUAAAAUAAGCCAGAUUGAGGGCUAUAAACCUUUAAAUGAUUCUAAGCACAUUUCAGGGUACUCUCCUCUCUUUCCCCCCCUUUUUUUGGAAUACACUGAGGGACAUCAUUGCAUCUGGCAGACAUUAGUUGGGAUUUACAUUUAGAAUGGGUGUGUCUUAAGCAGCUAGUGUAGCUUCAAGUUCCUUUCGCAUUUUAGAGACUUUAGCCCUACAGACCACCUUGAUACAGUCCAGAGCAUAUAGACCAUGUCUGGACUGGUAAGGCUUUCUCCAAUAAUUAUUUGCUUAUUAUUUAAAUAAUUUCUGUACUGCUUUGUAUGUAAAAAAACAAAGAAAAAAUUCCUCAAAGCGCUCCACAACCUAACUUAAAGCAUCAAAUGAAGCAUUGCAAAAGCAUCAACAUAAAACCUUACAGAUGAAGGUCAAAUACAAAAUAAUGCAUUUCAGCCAAUGUAUUAUCAGGAAAAGAAAACAUUUUCUUAAAUACAAAAAAUACAGGAAGAUAUCAAAUACAAAAAUACAGUAAAACUCCACUAAACAGCAUCAUUGGCAACUAAACGAAAUAACUGAAAUAGAAGCUGUGCCUGCACUCCUAAUCACCCCUCACACGGUGGCAACCUCUCCAAAAUACACCCUUAGCAGUUCUCCUAGUCUCACUCAUGCAUCCCCAUCAGGCAUACAGAUAACAAAGCUAAUUCACAGCCAACCAUUUAUUACAAAGCAAACAUCUGGUCUACAAAAAUACAUAGCAGCAUUAAGCAUAAUUGACAACCAGCUUAUUCACCCACCUCAGACUAAGGCCAUAUAUAGUAUAUAAAGAGCAACAUUUCCACCCCUCCUUCCUGUCUCUCUCCAAUGCAGGGUUCGGUUCAGUCUCUCACGCUGAGCGGUAUUAAGCAGCUCUGAAAUGCACAAGUGCAUGAGAAUCAAGACAGUUGCUCAGGGCGGCAAAAAUGCAGUUCUAGCUACUGCCCAAUAAUAAUACACCACACACUUCCUCCUACCAGAUAAUGCAUUCAACAGUUCAAAAUUAAAGGGGUUGGCGCCCUCACGGCGAUCCCUAAAGGCCUUCAUUUCAGCAGCCCUCUUAUCUUGGUCUGUGGGCUGGGAGGCAAGUCAAUUAGCCACAGCCGUUUCCACUCUUCUCCUGAUGAUGGGACUGUGUGGGCCAGACAACCUGAAAAGGUAUAGCCGGCUAGAUAAUUGCAAUGUUCCUACAUGUAAAGUGCCUGAAUUAUAUGUUUGGGCUUGGAUGGUAGGCUAUGCAUCCAGAAAGAAAAGAAAGUAUGGUUCAAGGUCACUGUUGUGCCUGGAAUCACAUUGGAGACUUCAUCUCCCUUGAUAUUUUUCCUAGCAAAGCCUUCUCAGCAGUUGUUUUUGUUUUAUUUCUUACUGGACCCUCUAUUUGCAAUUUAAAAGUUCCCUGCAAGCAGUGGCUAUACUUUAGCAAGCUGGAGUUGUCUAUGCACGCUCUCCUCCCUUUCUCAGCACAUUGCUCCUACUUCCAUUAUGUCUGAAAGCAAGGAACUAUGGUUUGAAGGUCAGCUUAUUAACCAGGAUCUUAAACGAUGGGUAGUAAACCGACAUUAAACCAUAGUUCCCCAUUUUGGGCAUAAUGGGGGAAGUGUAGUUUAAGCUUCUGAGAACUAAUACGAAAGGAAGGGAUUGGGUACCCAAGAUUGCUGAGCAAGGGGAGAAGACCCGCUGCUAGUUCCUGGCUUGGUAAACUAUGGUUUAGCAAACUCGGAAUGUAUGUCUUAGCUGGCUCAAUGAGUCAAAGAACCUUAGUCAAAGGUAGCCAAUUCUUUAACUGUCACUUGUUUAAUUCUUGCUGUCCAAGGAAACAAAGAAGCAAAAUGGCCUCCUUCACUGCCAGUCGGCUCAACAGUUGCAAGAAAUUUGUCAGUUAAAAGAAGAGCUCUGUGUAACCAAACGACUUCUGCAGCAGAGUCAAAACGUCGUUGAAGAUAUGAAAAGUGAGUCACCAAUUUUUAUUAGGUUUCCUUCCCAUUCUGAACCUUAUUCUGUGUUUUGAGGUCCCUCUGUAUAGCAUAUACUGAGUUAAAUCUUGUUUAGCAUGUUGUAAGCAACUUGGGCGACCAUUGUAGUUUUCGAUAACUGGAUAUAAUAAUAGUAAUAAUAAUAAUAAUUUUUAUUUAUAUCCCGCCCUCCUCAGCCAAAGCCGGGCUGAGAGCGGCUAACAACAACAAAAGUAACACAGUUUACAUAAAAUCACAAUCAAUUAAUUGAAAUGCAUUCUAAAGUCAAUUCAUUCUAAAAUCAAUUCAAAAUCAAAUUAAUGGCAACCAUUGGGCUAGAAUUCUAUGCAAUAUGCAUUAUGUUUUGCAGUGUACAGGGGAAAAGAUAAGAUCCAGGUGUGUCUGUGUAAACCUUAAGUUACCAGAUGAGAACAAGUGGGAUAAAAUAGAUAAAAUAAAUGAGUAACACUAAUAAAGAGAAUAAAGGAAUCUUACAUUUUGUAAAUUAAAUACUUCCCCUUUUCUUUCAAUCCCUUGGAUUGCAGAUAAAAAUUUCUCUCUGGAAAAAGAGUUAAAACUACUUGAAGAGAAUCUGAGCAAACAAGAGAAUCCUCUCACUUUGGAGAAAAUGAAACUUGCUAUUUCUGAAUUGGAAAACCAACGAGAUUCUCUCCAGCAGCUUCUGAAGCACAAAGAAAACACCAUUGAAGAGCUCAGUGUAAAACUGGAGGAUCUGGAAGCUUUGCAGAAAGUUCUUACAGAGUGUGAAGGACUUAAAAAAAAGGUUGAGGUUCUUUCCCAGUGGAAAAAAGAAAGUGGGCAACGCAUAAAUGAACUUGUUUUAGAAAAAGAAGACUGGAUGAGCAAGAUUUGCAGCCUGGAAAGGGCCUUAAUGACCGAACAACUUAAAAGUAAUGAGAGAGUAAAAGCUUUAGAAGGUACGAAUGAAAACCUUUGUGUGGAGAUUAGAAAUCUCAAAGCUAUGGUGGAAGACAAAACAGCAGAGCUAGAAGCAGAAAGAAAAGCCCACAAUGACCUUCAGGAUAAAACAGCAGCAUCUGAGGAAAAACACAGAAAAGAGAGAGAAAACAAUUCACUGAAAUUAUCUGAGUUCACCAAACAAGUGGAUGUUCUACAGAAAACACUGGAGACGGUAGGAGAGGAAAUGUUGGAAAAGGACAGAUGUAUGGCCUUUUUGGAAACAUCCUUAGCUUCCCACGUGCAGUUAAAAUCCAGCUUCGAGAAACAAUGUGAGGAGCUGGUCCAAGCCAGAGAUGAGACAGAAAGAAAACUGGCUGCCGCAGAGCAAAGGCAUAAAGAUUUUGUUAGGGAGAAGGAAAAGCGCAUAAGUGAGUUGGAAGCAGCUGUUUCCGAAAAGCAGGACUUGGUCACUAAGACUUUACAGGCUCUCCAGGAGAAAAACAAGACAUUGCAAGCACUGAUCGCAGAAUCAGAGAGGCAGCAAGCAGAGAUUCUGAAUUUAAGAAGCAGUAACUCUUUCCUUGAGGAUACAGUGCAGCAACUGAAAAUUACGCCUCAAACAGUUAGCCACAAGGAACCAGAUGCGUUGGCACCAAUAGCCUUAAAUAAAAAGCUAAUUGAAGGAGUUAGUGAUGAAAAUCUCGGCCUUACGAUUGAUAUCAGUGCCAUGGAGCAAAGAAAUCUAGACUUAAUGCAGACAGGCUUCCGUCUGUCCAGAAGCCAGAAGGAGAGGGAGGAAAGCCUCUUGGACCUGUCAGAAAGGCAUAGAGAGAAAAGCUUGUUACUGUCUAAAGCCGAAGAAGAAUCAAGAAGGAAAUGUGGAUCAGUGGAAGCAGAGAAUAAGGACUUAGAAUGUGCUUUAAGGGAGCAAGCAUGCCAUUCUGAAGUGGAGAAAGCCACAUUUGAAGAGCGAGAGAAGCAGCUCAUGAACGAACACGAGGAGCUGAAGUGUAAGGUCAUGUCCUUGGAGAAGAAAAAUAACACUCAGCUUGAAAAAAUGCAGGCAGUACCUGAAGAAACUGAGAUUCUGGGACAGGAAAGGGCAGCACUUAAUAAAAUGCAGCAUCAUAACGAUGUGUUGCUGCAAGAGAAUGAGGAACUUGUCAAGGAGCUGAAAAUAAGGGGCGAACGUGUAGCUGGUGGCUUUCCUGUGGAGAAGACUUCGCUGGGACAGCUGAGAGGAUCUGCAGAAGAAAAGGAGGAGGAACUGAAUAAAUAUCAGGUUCAGCUAGAGCUGCUUCAAAUGGACCUUGAGGACAGAGAGGCCUCAGUAGAGAACUAUGCUGAUCAAGUAAAGCAGCUGGAGAGUGCUCUGAGAACUAUGGAAAUAAAACUGGAAGAAAACGAAAUGGAGAGAGAGAGGCUGAACCACGAAUUGCAAGCUCUUAAAGAUGUGGAAAAUCCACAUUUAGAGCUUACAGAAGAGGAAGGGAAUGACCAAUCAGCAGCACAUUUCAAUGCUGUUUCCAAGGACAACUUUAGCGGACAGAUAGAUGCCAAGUGUUCGUCAGUUCCUCAUGAUCUGACGCCCAGCCAAAGUGAUUAUGUCCGAUUAGUAGCCUCCCUACACAUGACAAUGAGCAAGCUCAAUGAGUUGGAGAAAAUGUUCGAACACCUGCAGAUUGAAAAGUCAACAUUAGCAUCCCAGCUGAAAGACUCUCAAUUGAAAUGCAUCGCAGGCGCAAUGGCAGAAGAGCUCAUCGGCAGAAUUAAUAAUGCAACAGAAGAGAGCGCUGCUUUUUCUGGUGGCUUAAUAGAUCACAGUAAAAUAGCAGCACAAUCUGAUAUUGAGCAAAUGCCCUUAAUAGCUCUGGAAUGUUGUGGUGGACUUGACUGCAAAGGUUUGAAGCCAUCCAGCAAAGAAAUUAAAAUGCACUUUGACGGGGUCAAGGAAAAAAUCUUCUCUUUGACAAAUGAAUAUAGCAGCUUGCAAGAGCAGCACUCGGGUAUGGCCUCCAAAAUAUCAGAGCUGCAAAGCUAUAUUGACAUGCUCAAGGAAGAAAAUGCUGCACUAUCAACCAGCCUCGACCAAGUCACAAAUUAUUCCUUCACAACGCAGGUAACCCCUCUUCUAAUGAAUGAAGAAUUUCAUUCGGAUGGAAAGUUCCCCAUGAGAUUUCCUUCUUGCAGCAAAAUCUCCUCGUGUACAAGUUCAACUCUUAUGGAAUCUGAUAUAGACUCUGAUCAGUACAGACCGUCAAAUGAAAUAAGUGACCUAGAUAGUAACAAACAAGCUGAUCUAGAAAGUACCCCUGAGGAACAUGGCCACUUUCUUUCAGAAGGGAAUGGCAGUGACACACGGGCCUGUAUCAUGAAGCAGGGGCAUGCCAUGCCUGAAAGACAUCAUUUAAAAAAGAGAGUCGAAUACCUCCUACGUGAGGCUUAUGAAAAGUCCUUCAGGAUGCUUGAAGACUCAUUUGAGUCGCAUAAAAAUCUUGAAGACGAAGAGAUCCAAAAGAUCCAAGAGCUGCUCCUUUCUGUAAGGAAGGAAGUUGAUGGUCUCCAAAAGCAAAAUAUAUCGGAAAGCAAACAGUGGCAACGAAAACUUAAUGAUGUGGUCUUGCAGGUGGCAUCUAAAUUGCCAGCCGAGAAGAAACAUCCUGACCUGUUGCCUCAGGAACUGGAGGAACCACUGCAAGGCCUUGAUUUAGGUUCUCAUUCUCUGCUUUGUGUUGACACUGAACACGUAAGUGUGCCUAAUUUCUUAUCAUGCAGUUUUUCAUGUAUGUUCAAUAGAUUACCCAUGUGUACUGUUUUGGGAGGGAAGGGAGGAAGUCUCUUUAGACUGGGAGCAAAGGCAGUUCAAAAAGCAUGGUGGCUAGCUUCAGAUGCUUUGUUGGACUUCAACUCCCAUCAUCCCUGACCCUUGGCCACAUUGGCUGGGGCUGAUGGGAGUUGUAGUUUAACAACAUCUGGAGGGCACCAUAUUAACUAUCCCCGUUUUAAAACUUAUUUCUUUCACACACGCACCCAAUUUGAAACUAUUUUGACAGCCUUGAAAAGCUGUAGUUUCUGUAUUCUAAGAAAUAGUGUGAAUCAAGAUACAUAAAGAUUUGGUUUUGUAUCCGAAUUCUGAAAGAAGAGCUUCGCAUCAACUGACUCAUUUUUAAAGCCUCAAUUUAUGGCCAUUAUUGCCAGUUAAAUUCUGUCCCUCCCUGGCUCCAGCCAAGAAAUAUGCUCAGAGAGGGGAAAAGAGUAUGCUUGACAGCAAAAAAGCGAUCUUGUUGAGUAUGCUAAGGUUGCUAAAUUAGAAUUUUAGUUCCAGGUUCUUUCAUAUACAGUGGUACCUCGGGUUACAGAUGUUUCAGAUUACAGACUCCUCUAACCCAGAAAUAGUACCUCGGGUUAAGAACUUUGCUUCAGGAUGAGAACAGAAAUCGUGCUCCGGCGGUGCGUUGGCAGCGGGAAGCCCCAUUAGCUAAAGUGGUGCUUCAGGUUAAGAACAGUUUCAGGUUAAGAACGGACCUCUGGAAUGAAUUAAGUACUUAACCCGAGGUACCACUAUAUUAAAUCCAGCAACAACAGCUAUGUGUGAUUAUUGCUACAGUGGGCCAAUUUAUGUAAUAGGGAAUGACAUCAGUAGGUGGGAAGAGCCUGCUUUGGUGAAAUGUUACAUAAGAGAUGAGGUGUCUUCAAGCAUUUGCCUGAAAAUGUGAGCACCAAGUUGUGUAGCCAGCAGGGCAAACAUGCAAGUCCUGCCCCCAAUGUCAUCAUGUGCUCUGCCCCCACCUGCCCAAGUUCCCCAGCCUUCCCUGUGUUGGACUAGGAAGGUCUGUGCAGCAAUUACAUUUGCAUUUCUCUGAAAGUGAGUAGAGCUCUCCACACAAUCAGAGGACCCUGCUGAAAACAAUUUCCCCAGGUGAUCAACAGGAGGGCCCAUAUUAGAAUAUUAAGUGUGUUCUUUAUCUACCAAAACAUUACAUAUUGGUUCCCAUUUUAUUCUGCAGAGGUCAUUGGCAUUGUUUUUGAAGAUGUGUUUAUUUAUUUUUUUGCCACCCUGGACUCCUUUGGGGAGGAAGUAUCACAGUUAAAUGUAAUAAAUAAAAGAAUAAAUAUAUCAAUUUGAUAAAAGUGACUUAUUAAUUAAAAUGACUCUCUUUUUUCUAUCUACUUCUAGCAAGUCCAGAUUCCUUCUAAGCAAGCAAUUGAUCCCUUGGGUCAACUGGAACUGUAUGGCACGUCUACUGAAAGCACAACGUUUGAAGUUGAAAAUAGUAAAAUAUCAGCAAGGGCAGGUGAAGCAAAUAGAACAGAAGAUGAAGACUCUAUUUGCCAAGCAAUUGGCAUGAAAUUUAGAGAAAGAGGCCUUCUGGACUUAGACACAGAAUUCAGAAAUGCAACAGAUAUAUCCAUAAGUUCUCCAAACUAUCCUCAUGAGUUAUCGUUUCUUCCUUCUCAAAACACUGAUGUGAUGCCUGUGGACACCCUGGAAAGCCAAAGGACCCCUGAAAAGCCUCUGCUAGAAGUAGAGCAGACAUGUAAUAAAAUCUCCAAGCCCUUCCCUGACGUGGAGGAAAGCAGUAAAAGAACUGAUAUUCUACUAAUGGAGAUCCAAAACCUAAAGUCAGGCCUGGAUUCAAAGGACAAAGAGCUGGCUGCAGAGAGAACUGCUUGUGCAGAGUUGGACAAAACAGUUGUAGCACUCGAAAAAGAAAAAGGAGACUUAAAUGAGUCACUUAAGUCUGUUACUUUUGAUAACCAGCAGUUGUCUUACAGCCUUAUGGCUCUUGGAAUAGAACUUGAGAAGGUAAAAUCUGAUAUGGAAAUGUACAAGGCAAGACUGUCCAAUACAACAGAGACUCUGGAAGAUUUGGAAAUGGACAAGGCCGACUGGACUGAGAGGCUUCUUGAAACUGAAAAUGAGCUGAGGAGGAUAAAAUCUGAGAAAGCAAAUAUUGAGAACCAUGCCUUAUCCAUGGAGACUGACAUAGAGGAGCUUCAGUUAAAGAACGAGCACUUGGAAAAAGAAAACGAAAAUAAACUGAAAAGCAUUUUUGGCCUUCAAGAGCAGCUUCAUAUACUCGUCACUGAGAGAAACCAAUUUAGUCAAGAUCUGAGUGCUUUGUUGAAGGAUAAAGAAGAAUCGGAUCAAAUGUGCCAGAAAAUGCAAGAGACUAUCAAAGAACUUGAGUCAAGUAAAGGGGAUUCUGCUGAAUUUAUCAGGAUAUUGGAAGCCGAAGCUAAUACUCAGGCAAAAUUGCUUCAGGCUGCGAAGGCCGAUACUCAUCGGUUAUCAACCGAAAAGGACAGACUUCUGCUGCAGUUACAGAAUCUGGAUCAGGUUAUGAGGACUCUUGUGUUAGAAAAAGAGGCAGCGCAAAGCCAAAUAGAGCAUCUGAAUGAGGAAAAAGAAGUGAGCCUUAGGGAAUAUGAAACUUUACACAGCAAGUUAAGUAUCUCUGAAAUGGAAUAUGCCAAGAUAUCAAAGUCUCUGGAAGGGUCGCUAAUAGAAAAGGGUGAACUUGCAACUAGGCUGAACUCAGCACAGGAGGAGUUGUCUCAGCUGCGUCGGGGCAUCGAGAAGCUCAAAACAAAAAUAGAAUCCGACGAAAAGAAAAGGUGUCACCUUGCGGGAAAACUGAAAGAAAGCGAGCGGAAAGCUGACUCCCUCGCAGACAGAAUUGAGAAUCUCGAAAGAGAAUUGCAGAUGUCGGAGGACAAUUUGGAAGAUGCAAUUCUUCGGGCAGAGACGGCUAAAGCAGAGACGGAAACAGCCACUGCGGAGAUAGAAAUGAUGCGUGCGACUUUGCAAAGCUUGGAAUGUGAGGUGAAUGCCUUAAAGUUAGAAAAAGGAUCUCUAGAGAGAGAGCUGAAAGAAAAUCAGGAUAAAGUAUCUGAAUUAGAAGGUCUUAAUUCCAUGCUUGUGAAGCAGCUAGAAGAAAGGGAGAAGGAGAAGGUGCAAAUUAGAGGUGAAUUUGAAAACGCACUGAUGUCGGUGGAAUCCCAGUUGAAACUGGCCCGUGAAGAAGUUAAACUUUCUCAUUGCGAAGAAGAGAAUUUCAGGACAAAAGAAGAGGAUCUGAUGGAUGAAGUUGCUUGUGUCAAAGAAGAGAAUGGACGGUUGGCUCAUCAUCUACAGGAAGCCAAAAGCAAACAUUCUGAAAUGGAGCAUUUGCUGGAGGUCCUCGCCCAGCAAUUCCAAGACCUCAUACAAAAGCUGGAUGACAGCGAUCCUGUUCUGGAGCAGUUGCCAAAAAAUGAAACUCUGCAGUCUAGUCUUGAGGCUACAGAGGUGGAGUUGGAAGCUGCAACUUCUGAAAAACCUGCCUUCCUUGAAAAGGUACAGUAUAUUGUUGACAUCAUGGGUAGAAUAUCUUGUAGGUUAAUAGGUUCCUUCUGAAAUUAAAGGCUGACUUGGGUUGUUGUUUAUAUUGGGGGAGUUUUCUAGAAUUUGCAUGUUUGGAUUUGAUAUCCCGCCUUUCACUCCCUUUAAGGAGUCUCAAAGCGGCUAACAUUCUCCUUUCCCUUCCUCCCCCACAACAAACACUCUGUGAGGUGAAUGGGGCUGAGAGACUUCAAAGAAGUGUGACUGGCCCAAGGUCACCCAGCAGCUGCAUGUGGAGGAGCGGAGACUCAAACCCGGUUCCCCAGAUUACGAGACUACCGCUCUUAACCACUACACCACACUGGCAUGUAGAGAUUAAAUACAUUUUGCCUGGCGCCAAAUAACAAAGUAACAUUGAGUGACUGCAGAUGUGGUUCCCAAAAUCAAAAUCCACUUUAUCUGAAGAAGACAAGCUGAUAUUUAAGUUUAUAGUUCUAUUGCAAUCAUAACUGUAAAGUAUGUUAUCUAUAAGUAUAACAUGAAAUAUGUAGAGCAGGCAUAGGCAAACUCAACCCUCCAGAUGUUUUUGGCCUACAACUCCCAUGAUCCCUAGCUAACAGGACCAGUGAUCAGGGAUGAUGCGAAUUGUAGUCCCAAAACAUCUGGAGGGCUGAGUUUGCCUAUGCCUGAUUUAGAGCAUAAUCUUAUGGAUGUUUUCUCAGAAAUAGUACUCAGUGUUCAGUGGGACAUACUCCUAGGUAAGUGUGCAUCGGAUAGUAGCCCUAGUCUAUUACUGUGCUACUUACAGCGUACAUAGUAAAGAGUUGCUGUGAUGUGCAACAUAGCAGCCGUGUUUGCACGUUACGGUAAACCAUAGUAAUGCUUUACUGUGAACAUGCAGAAAUCUUCCCUUUUACCCAUCUCAUCUAGAUGGCAGGAAGAACAAACCAUAAUCCCUCGCUUAGUGUUAUGUCCGAACUAGGGAGUGUGGUUUGUUUUAUUCCGAACAAACCAAGGUUUGCUCAAACACGCUGCAGUUGGUAAGCCGAGAAGAAACCUUGGUUUAGUGUCUGUAUUAACAUCUCCCUGGCCACAUGGGAGGAUUGCAUUGGGAGCCUUCUGCAUGCUUGAAGUGAACCAUUAACAGCAUGUGCAAACUGGACUCUGCUUUUGGAUCUCUAGCAUAGACAGCUAGGGCCUGUCUGGUGCAAACCGAAGGACAUCAGUAGACGUUUGUUUCGUUUUAUGGAAUUCAUCAGAUGCUCUAGUUAACAGGUCCUGUUAGGAAAUAGCAUAGUUGCCCCAACAGUGUGGGUGUUAUGGAAGGAAAGGAGAACAUCCAUGCACUUUACUUUGAACUAAUGAGAAGUCCGGUUUUGCAUUUGGCUGGGUAAUUAUUUCUUCUGCAGCAAUAAUUGCAUGAAUGUUUACUGGUUUAUUUUUAUUUUAUUUUGCAGGCAAAUAGCCACCAGAAAAUAGUGCAACUCAAGAAAGAAUUUGAUUCUUUCCAUCAUAGAUUUCAGCACUGGCUGAAAGCCUACACAGAACUAAAGCAGGAGAAAAAGAUGAUGGUGAAGCAGAUUCAUGAACUUGAGAUUCAACUGAAGAAGAUGGAUCCAGGUAUGUAGCGCAGGCGCGGGGAGCCUUUUCCAUCCUGCAGGCAGGUCUUCUCCCUCAACCCCGCCUUGGGCCACUUUGACAUGUGUGUGGGGCUGCGCAGCUAUUAAUCACCUAUCACUAUGAUGUCAGGUGACAACCUCAAAGAGGCUUGACUGUCAAGGCUGAUCAGCUGAUAGGUCCUGUUAGCAAGCCCCACUUGCCAAGGAACAGUCACUUUAAGCUCCUUUGCAGCCGUGUCUUUACUUGCCCCACAUCUGAUGUCAUGUUUGAGGGGCAGCUGGCCGUGGUUUUGGGGGGAAAGCCUCAUGGGCCAAAUAAGAACUUCUUCUGGGUCUAAUUUGGCCUGUGGGCUGGAGAUUCCUCAUGCCUUUGUGUGUAUGUAUGCAAAAAUGCAACAACAGUUCCCUCAUCAGUAGCCCCGGCUGACAUUAGAAUGCAAAAAAGUAUUGCUGUUCGUUCUAACCCUGAAAAAAGGUCAUGCUGGGAUUCUGGUUGUGCCAUGGUCAGCAUCAACCCACUAUCUAGCAUAAUCAUCCUGGUGUGCAUUGAGCUUUUAUCUACAGCCUUCUGCACAGAUGCCUUUUUUAUCCCAUUCUGGGCCAGCUCCUGCCACCCUACUUGUUAUUUCAUCCACUGGCAACAGCAGAGAGGAGGUCCCCACCUCUCAUUUUUCGUAUGAAGCUUCUGGCAAUUUCAUAGUAGUUAGGUAGUUGCUAAAAUAUUUUAACUCAUCAUUUGGUGCAGGUGGCCCAUAGCAUGCAUCACCCACAAAUUACUUCUUUUAAAAUAAAAAUUAAAGCAAUUAUAGCAUUCCCUGAAAAAGCACAUUGGAAAACCAUCAGAGAAACUAAAGACAGGAAAUGAAAUAGACAUCCAGUGAGUGGGAGUUUCACAGCAUUGGUGCCACCGCAGAAAAGGCCAUGCUCCAGGAGGACUGAGGAAGAUCUUUAGGUCUUAAGAUGAACUACAUAUCUAAAGGAGUCGAUAGUGUUUGGUGUUCACUGCUGCUGAAAUGCUCUUUACAAUAUUUUCAGGUAAAGUAUAUUGAAAGUCUCUGUUGCUAAUCCUUCAUUUAUUAAUGACUGUUCUUGCAUUGCAUAGGUUCUGAUAGGAAUGCCACUGCAGAAGAGAUAAGGUUGGAGCUGGAAGAACUGAAGGAACUGGUUGAAGAGAAAACUGCAGAGGCAGAUCAAAACCUGGAUAAGUACUGUACCCUGAUAAUUGAUUAUGAUAAAUUAGAGGAAGAAAACGAGAUGCUAAAGACACAAGUCUCUCUUCUGAACACUCGGCUCAAACAGUCAUCAGACUCUUCCAGUUCCCCUCUACAAAGUCCAGGAAGCCAAACUAAAAUCACUAAUAGGCUGCUUGUGGAAAAGGCCUUGUCUGAAGAUAUUACUAAGAUUACUGUGAGGAGGCAAAGGUGUCAUGAAAACCGAAGCAAUGGUGAAAGUGCUACAUCUCCUUUUCCAGAGGCUGCCUCAAAACAAACUAAAAGAAGAACCACAUUUCAACAGCACAGCCCAAAAGUGCCCCUAGAAAAUGCAGAAUUUGAGUCAGAUGGUUCCACAGAGGUGGGAGGCAAAGGUAAUCACUUUCACAACAGUAUUGAUGUUUGUUUAAUAACAUUCUUGUUACAGCUUGAUACAGAGGGACAAUAGAGGUAACUGAAUCUAUCCCCCUAUGUUUGCCCUUUACCAUUUUGUAUUCUCAAUAUGACCAGUGGAGUAAAAUUUAAGGCUGCCAUUACAAGGCAUAAGGGUGUAAAAUUCUGCAUGUAAAGUGAUCAUCUUCUUCUUUGGCAAUCACUCAUAGCCGAGUAAUACUGUCUUCCAUGAACACGGUCUUAACUGUGAGUCUGUAAGUGACUGUGGAAGCCAAUUCUGGAUCCACACGUCCUUCCACAGUAGGGACAUAGGUUUCCGGACAGAAGUGGAUCAUGGUGAGGGUUUGCCAAGCGUGCCUUCCUCUUAGCACGUUUCCCCCUUUCGACCUGAAUCCAAGUGUCUUCAAAGCCCAUGACAGCUUUGGUAAAGGCUGUUCUCCAAUUGGAGCGCUUGCAGGCCAGUGUUUCCCAAUUGUCGGUGUUUAUACUACAUUUUUAGAAAUUUGUCUUUAAACCUCUUGCGUUGACCACCAGCAUUACGUUUUCCAUUUUUAAGUUCGGAAUGGAGUAGUUGCUUUGGAAGAUGUUGAUCAGGCAUCUGAACAACAUGACCAGUCCAACAAAGUUGAUGUUGAAGAAUAAUCGCUUCGACACUGGCGAGCUUUGCUUCUCCCAGUACACUGGCAUUAGUUCACCUGUCUUCCCAAGUGAUGUGUAGAAUUUUUCGGAGAAACAGUUGUGGAAUCUUUCGAGGAGUUGGAGAUGGCGUUUAUAAAGUGACGGGAGAGUCGUCUAACACUAUUGCCAAACCUUUACAACCGCAGAAGUAUAAUAUACCCAAACAUACGGUUGCCUGCAAACUGCUUUUUCCUGCGAUCUCUGUAAAGGGAGAUCUGUUCACGUGGAAGGCUUUUCUCCAUUCAACAUUCCCAGAAAAGGCUCAGCUGGAUUUAGGAUUAUUGCCAACAACAGGAGUGGGGGCAGCAAGAUACAGUGGGCGCAUUCUGGUGAGGGCAAGAGAGGCCUUUGUGGCCAUUGGAGCUGCAGCUUGCAAACCACUGAUGAAACCGCUGAUGAAAUCGCUAAGCUUGGGACUACUCAAGAACGCAAGUCUGUGGGCUCAUUCCAUGAAUGCUUGACUCCUUAAUAGCCUUGGGGCCAGUGGCCUCACAUUAUGCAGAUACUAACUAGCAAAAGGAAACCAUUAUCUUUCAAGCUGAAAGCACCCACCUGGGAGACUGCAGAAACACUUUACCUGUAGUACUUGAAAUGAAAAUAAGUAUUAUGUUCCUGUUGUAAGGAUUUAUGUCAGGGAAGGGCUGUGCAUCAAUGGUAGAUCAGCCACUUAGCAUGCAGUAGAUCCAGGUUCAGUCCUUGGCGUUUCCAGGUAGAUCUAGGAGCAUCUCCUGUGUGAACCCUUGAAGAUCCACUGACAGUUCACAGCUAGGUGGACCAAUGGUCUGACUGUAGAAGGGAACUUCCUAUAUGGCUCAGUUGGUUAGAGCAUGGUGCUGAUAAUGCCAAGACUGCAGGUUCGAUCCCCGUAGGGAACAUAUUCCUGCAGGGGGUUGGACUAGAUUAUCCUCAGGGUCCCAUCCAGCUCUACAGUUCUAUGAUUCUAUGAUAAUCCUAAUUGACAAACAACACACCUCUGUAAAACCUUGCAUAGUCUUCAGAUGCUGCAGGGCCGGAAUGCAUACUGUACAGCAACAAACUACCAUUGCUAUUAUUUAUUUCUUCUUUUGGGUAUCUUACUCAUCCUUCAGCACGUUGCAACAAUAUAAAAACACAAGAUUAAAAUCAAUUUAUACAAUUUACAGUCAGAAAAAUAAGGUAGUAUAUGGGGCCUAACUUGUUUAGGGAUUUAAACACUACAGUGGUACCUCGGGUUAAGAACUUAAUUUGUUCCGGAGGUCCGUUCUUAACCUGAAACUGUUCUUGACCUGAAGCACCACUUUAGCUAAUGGGGCCUCCUGCUGCUGCCGCGCCGCCGGAGCACGAUUUCUGUUCUCAUCCUGAAGUAAAGUUCUUAACCCGAGGUACUAUUUCUGGGUUAGCGGACUCUGUAACCUGAAGCGUCUGUAACCCAAGGUACCACUGCAAUAUGAGCACCUUGAAUUGGACCCAAAAAGCGAGCUGGCAACUGUUUUUAAACAGUUGGUUGUUGUUUUCCUUUUUAUUUCUUUUUUGUUUUUAUCCCUGCUAUAGUUUUUUAAAUGUAACAAACAAUGAUCACCACACACUUUCCUCCCUCAGGAUCUUCUGAUCUUCCUCCAGGAAAUGGCAGCUCUUGGAUUUCUCACGGGGCAUAUCUAAUUCCCAGAGCGAGCCCCUGUCUUGUCCGUCCAAGCUUGAGAUCGCCACCGUUUACUGAUGACUCCCAAACAACUGAGAGCGACUGCUUGCUUGAAAACCAAAAAGCAACACCAGAGGGCAGCAAACUACAAAAGGUAACUUGCAGGUAUUAUUAAACAUGAGUUUGAACAUACCAAAGCACAAGAAAUUCAGAUUGUGAAUGUAUCUGAGCAAGUGCUUAUGGGAGUGUCUCGUUGUACUUAUACAAGUUGUGAGCAAAUCAGCGUGAAGACGGGGAAAGUGAAUAUAGGAGGAAGUGACCAUAAAUUAGCAGCAGAGAUCUUGUAUGGCUCCCUCCACACACCCCCAAUUAUAAAAUCUGAAGAGAACUUUGUUGUGUAGAUUUGGCUUACAAAUCAUGAAGCCUGUAUGGAAUCAUGGUACAUGUAUAAGAACUUAAAAGGGAUGUUUGUGUGUUUUUGUGUCUUCAAAACACUUAACUGAGUACCUACCUGGAGUGAGUGCUAAAUACUUAGGUGUAUAGUUACAGGUAGGUAGCUGUGUUUUCAUUCCAUUAGUGUUUAAUUAAUUGUUAAUGGCUAACUUUUCUAUGUUUUUUGCUUUUUCUGUUUUGUCUGCUUUUUUGUAUUUUUAUCUGCAAGCCAUCUUAAGUCUCAAUCUGAGAAAAAGGUGGGGUAUAAAUACAUAUAACAAUAAUAACAAUUUAACCUAAUAAUAAUAAUAAUGUAAUAUAAGGGUGGCGCUGUGGGUUAAACCACAGAGCCUAGGACUUGCCAAUCAGAAGGUUGGCAGUUCGAAUCCCCACGACGGGGUGAGCUCCCGUUCGGUCCCUGCUCCUGCCAACCUAGCAGUUCAAAAGCACGUCAAAGUGCAAGUAGAUAAAUAGGUACCGCUCCAACAGGAAGGUAAACGGCAUUUCCUUGUGCUGCUCUGGUUCGCCAGAAGCGGCUUAGUCAUGCUGGUCACAUGACCCGGAAUUGUACGCCGGCUCCCUCGGCCAAUAAAGCGAGAUGAGCGCUGCAACCCCAGAGUCGUCUGCGACUGGACCUAACGGUCAGGGUCCCUUUACCUUUACCUAAUAUAAUAUAACCACAUAAACAAAACACAGAAUCCUUUGCUAAUUUCCUCAUACAUCUAGAAAAUUAGGAUGCCAAAUUCUAAAACCAGCAGUUAAAUUUUGCACUUCAUUCAUUGUUGGCAUCUGUCUCAAGAAACAAUAGAGUGUGCCUCUAGGGGUGAAGUCAAACCACUGGAGAAUCACAGCGCCUGCUGUGGCUGUAGAGACCGGCAACUUGCAACUGCUGCCUCCCACAUUCUACAUUCUGACAAAGGUCUUGUUUGAAACAUCUCUGCUCAUAUGAUCCAGUGCAUCAGUGCUGGAAUAAUAACAAUAACAAGUCCCUCUUCUCCUUACACCUUUCUCCAUCAAAAAGUGGACUUUGAGCAGGGCCCAGCCAGCUGACCAUAAGAGGCAAUGAUGAGGCUUACACGGGAGCAGGGCAAGGGUUCAGUAGGCCGGUCCAAUUGACUUUUGAAAAACAUGGCCUUCAGCUCCGCUACUAGACUCAGAAAUGCGAAAAGUAGUCCUCGCCAUUGGAAUCAAUAAACGUCUUCCUUGCAUGGAUUGAUACAUGUAUACUUUUUCUGUGUGUCUGUGUUCCCAGAUAAAUGACAUGCGGCUGCAAGAAAUCCUAGCUGCUGCCUCCCCCUUGGGAUUUGCUCCCAGGUCUCCCCUUUCAGCUUGCAACCAGUCAGCCCAAGCAGUUGAUGGAAGAUGUGCUAGGACCCCCAGAGCAAUCGAAACGAAAAGCCCUCAAAGUACUGAAGAAAACGAGCUGGACAAAGCCUGCCACGUGCAGUAAAUCUGGAUUCUGGACUUGAAAUGGUGAGAGCAAAGGGUUGUUUAGGAACUGAAAAUCCUGAGAACAGAUUUCAUUUGGCUGAUUGACAUCUGAUGCUCUUUUAAAUGUGUUGUGGGAGGAGGAGAUUACUGGGUUGUUUUUGUUCUUAUCUUUAUUAUAUAUUUUGCAUUUUUUUAUAUUGCAAUUUUACGUUGCGAACUGCCCUGAGAUCUAUGGAUGAAGGGCAAUAUACACAUUUAAUGAAUAAUAAUUUUGUCCAUUUAGUUUUUUCAUCCCCCUCCC